CUAAAUUUCAACUCCAUGUUUUGUUAUAUUAAUUUUUUCCUGCGCAUGUGAAUUUGUUUUUGUUCUAAAACGCCAUCAUUUUUUUUUUCUGUAAAAACAGUAGUUUAUAUUGAAAAAGUUUCAGUUUUCGUAUUACAAUAUUCAAGAAUUUGCAACUGAAAUUUCUCAUACUAUACAAUUUUGCUUUCGGAGGAGAAUUUUCCUAUGCCCCAUCUUCCACUGCAAAGUUUCUCUUCAAUACCUUUGAUCGAAAGAUUCAAGAUUGGAAGAUGCUGUGUCGAAUGCUACGGCGGAAGAGGAAGACUGGGGUUGUUCCAGUUUACCUGAAUGUGUACGAUCUCACUCCCAUCAAUGGAUAUGCUUACUGGCUUGGCCUUGGUGCUUACCAUUCUGGGGUUCAAGUUCAUGGAGUUGAAUAUGCAUUUGGUGCUCAUGAACAUCCGACUACUGGGAUAUUUGAAGUGGAACCGAAGCAAUGCCCUGGUUUCACAUUUAGAAAAUCAAUUCUUAUAGGAAGAACAGACUUGGGUCUAAAAGAGGUCCGUUCGUUUAUGGAGAAAUUGGUAGAGGAGUAUACUGGCAACUCAUACAAUCUAAUCACAAAGAAUUGCAACCAUUUCUGCAGUGACAUUUGCGUUCGGUUAACAGGGAAGCCGAUUCCUCGAUGGGUUAAUAGACUGGCACGACUUGGCUUUCUGUGCAAUUGUGUCCUCCCAGCCAGUUUGAAUGAGGCAAAGAUCCGGCAUAUUAGGGCAGAAGAUAGGACCAUUGAGAAGAAAAAACUACGAAGCCAUUCAAGUAGGUUUAUAGCCUCGUCUAAUGCACCUAGCUUGCGCACUUGUCCUUCAGGAUCAACAUCAAGUAGUGCACAACGAAGUCGUCAUCCUCCAGCUGUGUCCUUGAUUCGUUCAGCCGCACCAUCAGUAUUGAAGCUUUAGUGAUGGAUUUCUUUCAACACGAUGGAUUCAUAGACCAAAGAGGGGCGAGAGGGGUUGGCUGAAAAAGCUAAGUCCUAUUGCUUUUCAUGAUUUUGUUUUUUAAAUCAAGAAGGAAGCUGCUUAACGUGUGCAGCAUUUCUGUAUCUGUAAAUCAAACAAAUCUUAUGAUUGAUUUUCUGAUUAUUGUAGGACUUUUGUUUUAUUUAUUGUAUAAACCACACAUAUCCCUUCCCUAAUGAAAGUAUUUACAUAAAAUACCGGCUAACUUUCUCUCUUUCGAUUUUGGGUAAAAUACAUAAUGUUGUGGAUCCUCAUACAUUGCUUAAAUGUAUGAGAAAACUGUUUAGCCUAUAUUUAUGGAAAUAAAAGAUCAUAUUGGAUGA
This is a messenger RNA of Capsicum annuum, 1321 nucleotides long. Its product is annotated as deSI-like protein At4g17486. The transcript is spliced from 3 exons. Gene Ontology annotation, molecular function: deubiquitinase activity. Lineage: Eukaryota; Viridiplantae; Streptophyta; Magnoliopsida; Solanales; Solanaceae. Gene Ontology annotation, biological process: protein deubiquitination. The coding region runs from base 270 to 938 and encodes 222 amino acids. The record is from RefSeq and is a predicted model, not a curated record.